AUGGAAGUCCUCCUCCUCUUCCACCUCCUCCUCCUCCAACUCGUCGGUGAAAUCAUCUGCCACCUCCUCAUCUGGCGGAUCUUCGCUAUACCCUUUCCUCUUCUUCUUGGCAAACGGCACCACCGCUGGGGCAUUCCGACGAACGAUGGGUGGGCAUGGACAUCCAGAAAAGGCAGCACUCACGGCAACGAGCCAAGAUUCAAGAGCCAUCGAGCGUGGUCGCGCGGCGCGCACCAAGCGUCCGGAAGAGAUCAGCUUAUCCUCUGUCAGUUGGUAACGGAGUACGCCAAGUACGCUAACAGGUGUGUAAAACGCCUUUCCCAAAAUCCGCCAUCACUAUCGCGGCCUCGCUUCCUCCCAGUUCUCAAUGGAGAACGAACGAAUCUAGUACACCUCGAAGAACACAAGCUAGCGUCGCCAACGCCGCGUCCGCUCCGACGCGGCGACCACCACCACCCGCUCCCACGCCGCGGUCGCCUCCUCCAGCUCGCCGCGGCGGCGUUUGGGCUCCUGCUCAUCGCGCUGCUCGUCCUCCUCCCGGCCGCGCCGCCCUGGGAGCACACCACCGCGCCCGCCUCGCUCCUCCGCGCGGCCGUCGCGGCGCACCCGUCGCCGGCCUCCUACGCGCGGCCCUGCGCCGACCACCUCGCCCUCUCGCUGCACCGCCUCCGCGCCGCGCUAUCGUCCCUGGAGUCCGGCGACGUCCCCGCCGCGCUCCACCUCGCCUCCGGCUCGCUCCAGUACCAGUACGACUGCUCCCACCUCCUCUCGCUCCCGACCUUCCGCUCCCACGCCCUCACGUCCCGCUUCCUCGAUUCCCUCGCCCCACAAACCCUAAAUGCUGCCCUGAAACCUCCCUCUACUGCCGCUGCAUUCCCUGCGAGGAUCCGCCCUAACGCCACAGUGUGCAAACCGAAUUCCGGUGUGGAGCCGUGUGGCUACUCGACCGUGCAAGCGGCGGUGGAUGCAGCGCCGAACUACACCGCCGGGCACUUGGUCAUAGCAGUUGCUGCAGAGAUAACAUUUGAGAACAGUGCUGGUGCUGGAGCUCAUCAGGCUGUAGCAUUCCGUUCAGAUAGCGAUCGGUCCGUGCUGGAGAAUGUAGAGUUCCGUGGGCAUCAGGAUACCCUGUAUGCUCACACAAUGCGGCAGUUCUACCGCAGGUGCCAUAUUAUAGGGACAGUGGAUUUUAUAUUUGGGAAUGCCGCAGCGGUGUUUGAGGAAUGUGUGAUUAAGACUGUACCACGGGCCGAGGGAGCUCAGAAGCGCGCACGAAAUGUGGUGGCGGCUAGUGGGAGGAUCGAUCCGGGGCAGACGACAGGGUUUGUGUUUGUGAAUUGCACUGUGGAUGGGAACAAAGAGUUUGUGGAAUUGUUUCGGACAAAGCCACAGUCAUACAGGCUGUAUUUGGGGCGGCCAUGGAAGGAGUAUGCCAGGACAUUGUAUGUCAGCUGUUAUUUGGGGACAGUUGUCAGGCCGGAGGGAUGGCUUCCAUGGCGAGGUGAUUUUGCUCUCAGGACACUCUAUUAUGGAGAGUUUGACAGUCGAGGCCCUGGUGCAAACCACACAGCAAGGGUUGAGUGGAGCAGUCAGACACCAGAACAGCAUGUUAAACACUUCUCAACGGAGAACUUCAUUCAGGGCCAUCAAUGGAUUGCAUACUAA
Molecule: messenger RNA, 1665 nt
Organism: Miscanthus lutarioriparius
Lineage: Eukaryota; Viridiplantae; Streptophyta; Magnoliopsida; Poales; Poaceae
Source: the annotation of a GenBank genome assembly